CAGCUGAGCGCCGUGAGCGUUCACUAAUUUCACUAUCGGCUUUUUAGAAAAUUCGGAAAACGAUGUAAUAUAUGUUUAUUCCUGAAAAAAAGCUGUUUCAUAGCAUUCCAGCUAUAUACCGUGCUUCCUAUUUAAUGAACAGUGGGUAAAAUGGCGUUAUGUAGGUUAAUUUUAGUUUUAAACUUGUCUCUCUUGUGCCCUCAGUUUAUAAAUUGCGCUCUCGUAGAUGCUUGUAGUUUUAACGUGAAAGUGAAGCAGAUACUUCGCAACGAGGGAUUUCACAGGAACAUAACCUACGGUAUAGUGUUCAACGCUGAUGAUGAGAGGGAGCGGUGGUUGUACCGAGACUGCAUCCUAGCACUGGAGCAGAUGCUGCCGAGGGGAUUGUUUGCCAAUCCAGAUGAGCUCAGCGACUUGAGGAGGAGUCAGAGGUUAAAUGCCAUACCAAAGAACAAGGUUAACAUAGAGAUGCCUGCAGAAGACUCGGAGACCAGCAGUGUUUAUGUUAUUGGAAAGGUCACUGCUAGCAAGGUGUAUCUAUGGCUGCCUAUACACGCUAGAUAUCAUCGCUCCAUGGCUGGCGGAGGCAUGGUGCGAAACGAGAUCCCCCAGCCAGUGCUAUACCUGCGCUGUCCUGAUCAGCGACUGGCCGCGUGCGACCAGCACGUGUCCCCAGCCGUCACGUUCCUUUGCAACGGCAGCUCGCGGGAGAAAUGCAGUUGGAAGGAGAUACCUUACACCAUGAUGACAGCUACCCCGGUAUGGGAGAUCCCUGUGGGCAACAUGGAUCACUACUACAUAGUGGCUCUCUGCACCGCCUCAGUCAUCGUAGCAGGCUCCUUCUACUUACUGAAGGCCAUACACGAGUAUAAAACGGCCGAUAAGAAAAAGAAACAGUAUUGAAAAUAUCCAAUCUUGUAUUUUAUAGAAUAGAAUAGAUAUUAAGCCGUCCCGCUCAAGGUUGCAGACUCCUAGGGACGGCUCCAUCGAUUUUCUCUGGGUUGCAUCUGGAACUACGAGGCUGCGUAAAUGUACCGCUAUUUUGUUGCGUAGCUGCCUUAUUUUUCGCGCCCAUUUCUUAUUACAUAUAUAUGGUCACGAGCAUUAAUAUGUAUACACUUUGGUACCAUGUCACAUUAACUUUUUUUGAUAAAUUGAACUGUAAGUCUCACUAAAUGUCAAAUAUGUUAGUGCGACAAAGUCCUAAAGUGGGUACAUUAUAUUGCUCAUGAGCAUGACUGUACAUACAUAAGAAGCCGUGGUAGCCCAGUUGGUAGAACGCUUGCCUCUCACUUUGAGAACGCAGGUUCGAAUCCAGCACAAGCCUAAACCAAUGAUUGUCGAAUUUGUUUUCGAAUUCAUGUUUGGAUCAUAAAUGAUUAUCACGUGCUCAGCGGUGAAGGAAAACACCGUGAGAACCCACAUUCCCCAAAAUGCAUUAACCUAAUAUUAGGCUGGUUUUCCCUUCGCGGGUUGGAAGGUCAGACAGGCAGUCGCUUCUGUAUAAAACCGGACCUGUCAAAUCUUCAGGUUAGGUAAGCGGAACCCUUGAAAACAGAAUAACGCUAGAGAGAUAAUUAUUUUUUUAAAGUGCCUUUUAUCGUUUCAUUUCUUUGGCAUGUAAGUACGCCACCAUACCACUACUUACUAAGUAUUGUAGUACUAGGGGAAGAAAAUUUUGCCCGUAGCACAGUCAGAAAGUCAGAAGCAAAUAGUUAGAAUAGAAUAGAAUAGAAAUAGUUUAUUAUGAAAGGACGCCACACACAAAAAGAAAGACAACAAUAUCAUAUCUUAUUUCCACUAAAACAAUUACAAAAAAGCAAGAAGGAUGUUAGUCGAAAUGAUCAUAAGGUGGUGGUGGACGUCCUGAGAUAAAAGGGCCUCACUCAGCACAAGUCGCGGCGCGAACCACGACGCUGAUAUUAUGUGGACCCUAUUGGGUGACGCACGAACAUCGCGUUCCAUAAACAUGUGUUAAUGGUGUAAAUACCUUAUAAUAUAAUACCAAAUUAGUUAGUGACAGUCGCGGUAUACAUAUAGUUAGGAACAUCCAGAAUGUUCAAUAAUUACGGACGAUCAAGGUGGACGUAUAGAUAGUAACACUCUAAGUGACCAACAGCUUCCGUGGUCUAGUGAUUAGAGCGUUAUGCUCACGAUCUGGAGGUCCGGGUUCGAUUCCCGAUGGGGACAUUGUCGAAAUCACUUUGUGAGACUGUCCUUUGUUUGGUAAGGACUUUUCAGGCUUGAAUCACCUGAUUGUCCGUAAAAGCAAGAUGAUUCCGUGCUUCGGAGAGCACGUUAAGCCAUUGGUCCCGGCUAUUAGCCGUUAAAACACCUCCACCAACCCGCAUUGGAGCAGCGUGGUGGAGUAUGCUCCAUACCCCCUCCGGUUGAUUGAGGGGAGGCCUGUGCCCAGCAGUGGGACGUAUACAUAUAGGCUGUUUAUGUAAACAGAAUGUAGUAAUUCUUUUUUGAUUAUUAAAAAAAAAAUUGUUUAUUCGAAAGUCAACGAAAAAAUAGGAGAAAUAAAUACAUACAGUUUGAUAAAAAAUAUGCAAGGCUAUUAAAGCAAUUAAACAGAGGACAGAUCAGCGUUGAACACUUUUUGAAAAAAACUAUAUACCUGCAGCUCCUUCUUUAGAAUGCCAUUACGACGCUUACACUGUCAAAUAGAAAAAAAAAGUUCAAUUAGGUCGUCGUAAAUAUGACAACACUUACUACGCCAAUGGUAUCUAAGCAGUCAAGAUGUAGGUACAAAAAUAUGUGGACGAUUAGACUGUUGCCAACUUUUUUUGGUGACUUUGAGUGUUAGUAUCUAUACGGCCACCUUGAACGUCCCUAAUUAUUGGUCGUUCUGAAUGUUGCUAAAUAUAUAUGUACACUUUGACUGUCACUAAAUAUUUACUUCUGACUGUACUACUGGUAGUACCCAGUGGUGGUUUUUUACACUGGUAGUACCCAGUGGUGGUUUUUUAGUAGUAGUUUUAAACGACCAUACCAUACCUACUUAAAAUACUUGCCCGUAAAAUUACAUAUUUUUUCUCGUAUUUCAUAGAUUUCUGAUAACCCUUACUGUUUUAACCGACUUCACAAAAAGAAAGUUAUCAAGGCAGUAGACUAGUUUUCAAAGUAGCAUAGAAAUGCUGCACCGACAAGAGCGUGGCUCUUAAAUUGAUGAUGAUGAGUCUAGUUUUUAGUCUCUAUUAAAACUUUUGAAGUUCAUGAAGUACUUAUUAAUGUAUUAAAUACAGUUAGCGAAGGAUUGUCAUGGAUGCUUAUAAGAUUGGCGAGAACAACGAAAGAAGUUAAAGGUGUAUAAUAAAACGCAAUUUUUGCAUUUAUUAGUUUUAAGUAGGUUAGAAAUGGCGCCAAUAUAGUUUUAUUUUUUAAUUAAUUACCUAACUGUCAAAAUUGACGUUUGACGAAAAAAUGCACAUAACACAUUAAAAAAACAAUAUAUUUUUCCGUCGCUUGCUAUCACUUCGACAAACUAUAAACGCGUGGCUUAAAAAAAUAUUUCCUUAAAUAAUGAAGCUCUGCCAUUAACUGUCAUAGUAAAAACAAAAAAAUGAAGUAAUCCAUAUUCAAAUCUGUAUAUUAUCUUCUAUAGCCAUACAAAAUACCGCCAAACGUCAAUUUUUAUUUUAAAUGUUGAACUUCUAGUGCUAGUCUUAAAGGGUUUAUUUUUAAUAAUUGUUAUGUUGCCUAUUUUUAAACAAUGAACAAAGAGGUAUAUAUUAUUUUAUUAAGUUCGUCGUGAUUAUAAAUAAAGUUUUAUACAAAAAUA
Messenger RNA from Pectinophora gossypiella (pink bollworm), 3787 nucleotides. RefSeq names its product phosphatidylinositol-glycan biosynthesis class X protein (gene PIG-X). Gene Ontology annotation, cellular component: endoplasmic reticulum membrane. NCBI's taxonomy places the organism in Eukaryota, Metazoa, Arthropoda, Insecta, Lepidoptera, Gelechiidae. The record is from RefSeq and is a predicted model, not a curated record. The coding region runs from base 151 to 903 and encodes 250 amino acids. The transcript has 5 exons. Gene Ontology annotation, biological process: GPI anchor biosynthetic process.